GGAGCGGCGGCUGGUUGCGGCCGCCGCACGACAACCGCACCAUGGUGGAGAUCAUCGCCGACCACCCGGCCGAACUCGUACGCACGGACAGCCCCAACUUCCUGUGCUCCGUACUGCCCUCGCACUGGCGCUGCAACAAGACCCUGCCUGUGGCCUUCAAGGUGGUAGCCCUCGGAGAGGUACCAGAUGGGACUGUGGUUACUGUCAUGGCGGGUAAUGAUGAAAAUUAUUCUGCUGAGCUCCGAAAUGCCUCUGCUGUUAUGAAAAACCAAGUAGCAAGGUUCAACGAUUUGAGAUUUGUGGGCCGGAGUGGACGAGGCAAGAGUUUCACCUUGACCAUAACUGUCUUCACAAAUCCUCCCCAAGUAGCCACCUAUCACAGAGCUAUUAAAGUUACAGUGGAUGGACCCCGGGAACCCAGAAGGCACAGACAGAAGCUUGAUGACUCUAAACCUAGUUUGUUCUCUGACCGCCUCAGUGAUUUAGGGCGCAUUCCUCAUCCCAGUAUGAGAGUAGGUGUCCCGCCUCAGAACCCACGGCCCUCCCUGAACUCUGCACCAAGUCCUUUUAAUCCACAAGGACAGAGUCAGAUUACAGACCCCAGGCAGGCACAGUCUUCUCCGCCGUGGUCCUAUGACCAGUCUUACCCCUCCUACCUGAGCCAGAUGACAUCCCCGUCCAUUCACUCCACCACUCCACUGUCUUCCACACGGGGCACAGGGCUUCCUGCCAUCACCGACGUGCCCAGGCGCAUUUCAGAUGAUGACACUGCCACCUCUGACUUCUGCCUCUGGCCUUCCACUCUCAGUAAGAAGAGCCAGGCAGGUGCUUCAGAACUGGGCCCUUUUUCAGACCCCAGGCAAUUCCCAAGCAUUUCAUCCCUCACUGAGAGCCGCUUCUCCAACCCACGAAUGCACUAUCCAGCCACCUUUACUUACACCCCGCCAGUCACCUCAGGCAUGUCCCUCGGUAUGUCCGCCACCACCCACUACCAUACCUACCUGCCACCACCCUACCCCGGCUCUUCCCAAAGCCAGAGUGGACCCUUCCAGACCAGCAGCACUCCAUAUCUCUACUAUGGCACUUCGUCAGGAUCUUAUCAGUUCCCCAUGGUGCCGGGAGGAGACCGGUCUCCUUCCAGAAUGCUUCCGCCAUGCACCACCACCUCGAAUGGCAGCACGCUAUUAAAUCCAAAUUUGCCCAACCAGAAUGAUGGUGUUGACGCUGAUGGAAGCCACAGCAGUUCCCCAACUGUUCUGAAUUCUAGUGGCAGAAUGGAUGAAUCUGUUUGGCGACCAUAUUGAAAUUUCUCAGCAGUGGCCCAGCGGUAUCUGGGGGCUACAUCCCACAUGUGUCAAUAUAUACAUAUAUAGAGAGAGUGCAUAUAUAUGUAUAUUGAUUAGCUAUCUACAAAGUGCCUACUUUUUAGAUUUUUCAUUCACUCUGUCAUGAUCUUGCAACCGUAAGAGGGUAGAUAUUGAGAAGCAGAAGGCCCAAGAGAGACAAUCAUAAUCAGGUUUCAGAUUGUUUACUAUUUAAGAUGUACUGUUACAAGGGAAAAGGUAUUUUUGUUGUUGUUGUUUGGUUAUUAUCAUAAAUAACCUGUUCUUAUGCCAAUUCAGAGAGGUGGACUCCAGGUUCAGGAGGAAGAAGAGCAAAGCCACUUCCUCUCUGUGCUUUGAAACCACACACCCUCAUGGUUGCAGCUGUGUAUGGACCGGUGCACUCUGCAGACCAGCUUACAAAGCCAGUCAUGGUGCACAUAAAGGGACAAGCAGUAGAAUGGAUGCUUCCAUUAUGGUAUGAUCCAUUCAGGAUAACUGUUCCAAACUUUGCUUUCAGACUUGCUGCAGGUACUCAUUUGAACUCAUUGGUUCAGUUUUGUUUUUUUUUUUCCUACUCUAAAAAGUGAUUUCAAAAAUACUGAUCAGGAUACAUAAUUUUAUUUUACUUUUUUAUACUUUUCCCCCCUUUUCCCAUUUAACCAAAAAGAAAUCCCAUUCCUAAAACUCCCCUUUUCCUUUUAUGCAAAACUGAAAAUGGCAAUACCUUAUUAUAGCCAUAAUGGUAUAGAUAGUGUUUGUGUUUGGCUGUGUGUUAUUUGUUUUCUUUUUUUUUUUUAAAUUAUGAAUAUGUGUAAAAUCUGAGGUAACUUGCUAACGUGAAUGGUCAUAUAACUUUAAAGAUAUAUUUAUAAUUAUUUAAUGACAUUUGGACCCUUGAAACAUUUCUUAGUGUAUUGAUAUGUUGACUUCGGUCUCUAAAAGUUCUCUUUAUUAAAUAACAAAUUUCUUUAGUGGGCUAGAGCCAUAUCUGAAAUAUUGCUAAGCAAUUUCAGUUCAUCCAGGCACAAUGUGAUUUUUAAAAAUACUUCCAUCUCCAAAUAUUUUAGAUGUAGCUUGUUUUUGUGAUGUAUGAAGGAAAUGUUAUGUUUAGUUCUUUCAAAUCUUUGCCUCUUAACACAGCUUUGCCUUGUAAAGCAAUAAUUAGGGAUUUAAAAAACAACUUUAAGCCCUUUAUCACUUCUGUUGCCCUUUAUCAGCAUGAAAUGCUGGAGGGAUGUAGUUUCCUAAUUUCUUUUGGAUAAUUAUGACUCUUGUCAUAUUAAAAAGACAAGCACAAAUGAAUCAUUGAACUGCAGAAGAAUGUUCUGUGGAUUCAGAGUUAAGCAAAACUUUAAAUCGCCAGGCUUCUUAGUGAAGACACAGUCAGCUUAAAGCCACACAUGUGGAUAAAGGAUCAAUCACGAUGCAUAUAGUACAGGAAAGCAAAAUUGCACCAGGGACUCUUAAACAACCAGCCUUACCAAACAGUAAAUCAGGGGAACCAAAAUCUGCCUUACCCACGGCCCCACUGGCAGCUUGGCACAGAAUUCGCAUUUAAAGGAGCAGAAUGAAGUCAUUGUCCUAUGGGAGCUGGUCAUCUGAAGUAGCAGCCAGGUUCCAGGAGGUAGCUGAUCUGAGAGGAUAUACAGCCUGUGGGGACCUACAUGCAGCCUUUGACAUUUGUAUUUCUUACGAUAGAGAGCCAAGGGAGGGCAUGGUAUGUGCAGUUUGGUGUCUACUACUGUGUAUGAAUUUGAGCUAGAGCCCUCCUGUAGGAUGCACUUUGACCACUCCUGGCAGCCAUAUGGCAAGUUCCCAAGUGCAAAUCCUUAAUACAGGCCAGGCACAUUUAAUGACACCAACCAGGCAAAUCCCUGCUCUCUUCCCCCACAGGUCAGGGCUCCCUCUUUUGAAUCUUGUGCCCUCCUAAGUAGAACUUUGCAGAGGCCCCCUUGCUCUCUGGUCAUUCUCAAGCCCACUUUUGUAGGCUGCCAAGCAUUGCAGGAAGCUUAUGAGGUAGUUGGACCUGUGCUUCUUGCUUGGGAGUGUCCCUUGGAAUUCAUCCUGAUUCCUAAUAAAAACUGAGGGGAAAACAAAAGAAAACACUUUGCCUUCUAAAGGUUGUAUACCAAGUAUGCUUAGAUAAAUAAGCCACUUUUCUUUUACUUAAGAUGGAAGUAGUAAUUGAUACUAUUUAUUGUUUGUGUGUGGUAGCUUGAAGCAUGCCACUGUCCAUUUAUUUGUAAGUGUAAAAUAUGUGUGUUUGUUUCAGCAGCACUUAAAAAAGCCAGUGUCUGGUUACACAUUUCAAUUUUAAUUAAUUGACAUAAAAAUGUUACUGCCGGUGCCAGCUACACCCUAUUUAAUAAAAAAUGGUACUAUAUUUGUACAUUAUUUUUUAAUGUUAAAAGGGCUUUUUUAAGUUUACAGUACACAUACUAAGUGACUUUAGGGAUGCUUUUGUGUUGAAAUGUUAUAGUGGCUGCAGGCAGCAACCCAGAAACACUUUAAAAGUUUUUUUCCUUGGGAAAAAAUUCAAGCACUUCUUCGCUCCACCCUCACUCCAACCCACCCCAAUGGGGUAAUUCACAUUUGUUAGAAUGAAUACUGUCCUUUCUUGUGGCCUAGGGGUUAAAUAUUUCUUUUAAAAAAAUUUUUCCCCACUGCACCCUUAAUUUGCACUGGGUCACGUAUAUGAUUUGUAAUUUCAAGACCAGAGCAAAGUCAUACUACUACUAUGGAACCACGUACUAGUCAACACUCUAUUACCUUGGGGUUAAAUAGUGUGGUUCUUUAUGUAGCACAAACUUGCUGGAAUUUACAGCGUGAGCAACGCAGCCACAUUUUUAUCCAUUUCAACUGUCUCACACAUUUUAACCUAUGUCCAGAACAGGUACCUCACCUUCGGUUUUAGAUUAGUGGAAUGCCAUUCAACCUGGAACUCAACAGAUUUACUAUUGUUUGCUCUUUAGACUGUCUCCCCUCCCACCCCCACCCCAGGGCCCUUUAAAAUUGAGCAGAGCAGUCCACUCCACCCUAUUAGGGACUAUCCAUCGUAAAUUCAACAGGGAGGAGAUGUGUAUGCUGGCUAACGGGCUCCCUCCACUCCGAGGAAAGGGACUGACCCAGAAUCUAGUUUAGUACAUGGAAACACAAAGCAUUAGCAAAAGUGAUAAUAAUACCUACCGUAUUUGAAAGAACAAUAAUAAAUCAAAUAAAAGACGACUCUUCUAAACCUUGAAUCUGUUGUUCUUAAAAAGAUAAUGCAUUUAAAAAUAUUUUCUUUGUGAGCAUUUUUUAGAUGUCUGUUUACUUCAUGUUUACAAAUAAUUGUUUGCUUUUUAAUGCAGUACUUUGAAAUAUAUCAGCCAGAACCAUAACUUACAAUAAUUUCUUAGGUAUUCUGAAUAAAAUUCCAUUUUUUGGAUAUGCUUUACCAUUCUUAGAUUUCUGUGGAACAAAAAUAUUUGUAGCAUUUUGUGUAAAUACAAGCUUUCAUUUUUAUUUUUUCCAGUUGCUAUUGCCCAAGAUUUGCUUUCCAUACACAUAUUGUACAAAUUCUGCUUUGUGCCACAGGUCAUGAUUGUGGAUGAGUUUACUCUUAACUUCAAAGGGACUAUUUGUAUUGUAUGUUGCAACUGUAAAUUGAAUUAUUUGGCAUUUUUCUCAUGAUUGUAAUAUUAAUUUGAAGUUUGAAUUUAAUUUUCAA
Galeopterus variegatus (Sunda flying lemur) is the source of this 5034-nucleotide messenger RNA. It is a transcript of the gene RUNX2, whose product is annotated as runt-related transcription factor 2. Gene Ontology annotation, cellular component: nucleus. Gene Ontology annotation, molecular function: RNA polymerase II cis-regulatory region sequence-specific DNA binding; DNA-binding transcription factor activity, RNA polymerase II-specific; ATP binding. The transcript has 7 exons. The record is from RefSeq and is a predicted model, not a curated record. The coding region runs from base 42 to 1304 and encodes 420 amino acids. Gene Ontology annotation, biological process: neuron differentiation; regulation of cell differentiation; hemopoiesis. Lineage: Eukaryota; Metazoa; Chordata; Mammalia; Dermoptera; Cynocephalidae.